This is a messenger RNA of Diaporthe amygdali, 471 nucleotides long. RefSeq lists its product as uncharacterized. Gene Ontology annotation, molecular function: carbon-sulfur lyase activity. The record is from RefSeq and is a predicted model, not a curated record. The transcript has 2 exons. NCBI's taxonomy places the organism in Eukaryota, Fungi, Ascomycota, Sordariomycetes, Diaporthales, Diaporthaceae. The coding region runs from base 1 to 471 and encodes 156 amino acids.
AUGUCGUCCACAAUCACGUCAGGGCAGUGCCUCUGUGGCAAGGUCAAGGUCACUGUCACCGGCAAGCCGCUCGCCUCAUUUCAAUCCCUGACCUGUCACUGCGUCUCCUGCAAGCGGCGCAGUGGCGGUGUUGCAUCUUAUGCCUUUGUCGUACCCAAGCAGAAUGUUCAAUUCCACCCUGAAGCCAACUUUCCAGACUCGAUCGCACCGGCUGGCGGACCUCACAAGGUUUUCGUGGACAACCACACUGGCUCAGGUCACCCGAUGCAUAGGACGAUGUGUGCCGAAUGUGGCAGUCCUGUGUGCAUUAUCGAGUCAGCCGACCCCGACGCGAGAUGUCUACAGUUCGGUUUGUUUGCAGACUCUCAGGGGGUGGAUCUUAAUGAAUGCAAGCCGGUCCUCGAGAUGUUCGCUUGCAGAAGAGUAAAGUGGAUCCCUGAGCUGGGUGAGGACGUCCGUGAGAAGGCUUGA